Messenger RNA from Fomitopsis serialis, 1583 nucleotides. Its product is annotated as kinase-like domain-containing protein. NCBI's taxonomy places the organism in Eukaryota, Fungi, Basidiomycota, Agaricomycetes, Polyporales, Fomitopsidaceae. Gene Ontology annotation, molecular function: protein serine/threonine kinase activity; ATP binding. Gene Ontology annotation, biological process: intracellular signal transduction; peptidyl-serine phosphorylation. The transcript is spliced from 6 exons. The coding region runs from base 403 to 1419 and encodes 338 amino acids. The record is from RefSeq and is a predicted model, not a curated record.
CCGCCCUCCUCGAAGUCCGGUCAGGCUCGACGCCGGCGUCGACCGUUCAACAAUCCGCCCCCGCUCGACGAGUCGUCCGGCUACGAGUCGUUCGAGCGCUUCCGCUUCCUCUUCUUUUGCUGCUUACCAGAACCCGAGCUCUUCUGCCUGGCAGUCUGCUCCGCUGCCCGACGUGUCUUCGCCGCCGCCUACCCAAGAAAGGCUCUCUCGCAAGUCCUCGCGCGUCUUCGUCGGGUCAAGAUCGUCAUCGCGAUCCUCGCACACGGACCGGACUCGAUCACCGCAGCGGCGCUACUUCCAGCACGUGCGGCAGCUCCCCAAGGGACUUUCGGGACCUCCUAUGCGUCUCUGGACCAAGCGAGCGGUCGCGUGCACUGCAUCCGUGUAUUUGCAAAGGCCAAGAUGCGCGCGGACGGCCACCUUCAUACCGGGCUGCUCACGGAGCUCUUGACGUACAAGCACAUCUCGAAGCAGCCAGCGAACCGCAGGGCGUUUCUCAUGGAGCUGCAGGCCGUGCUCCAGAAUGAGGACAGCGUCCUAUUUGUAAUGCCGCUCAUGCAGAACGACCUGCUUUCCGUUAUCCAGGGUCCCGUGGAUAGCUCGCGAGCCCGAUGGUGGAUCGCCCAAGUGGCCCUCGGGAUCGAUGCGCUGCACGCUAUGGGCAUCAUCCACCGAGACAUCAAGCCCGAGAACGUACUGCUCGAUGCGCACACGAACAUCGUACGUAUCACCGACUUCAACGCUGCGUUCCUGCACCCGGGGGACGCGCCGCUGGAGACGGGCGCGGUCUACACCCGAGAAUACGCUGGCAGCAAACCCUACCUGGCGCCCGAGAUCGUCCGCCGGCAGUGGUACGGCAAGAUGGUGGACUGGUGGUCGCUUGGCUGCAUGAUGUUCGACUUGGUUUCGGGCGAGCUUCUCUUCGGCGACGAGGCGCAGCGGGCGAAGUACGCAAAGUGGGACGCCAAGAAGGAGGGCACGUCUUACUUGCGAUGGGCUGCGGACCUCACGCGCGAUGAGGAGGGCGUCCUCUUGGGGCUGUUACACCUUGCGCCGAACUCUCGGUUCCAGCUGGCGCAGCUGCAGCGCCAUCGGUACUUUGUCGAUGAGAGAGGAUCCAAUGUGUUCCAUGUGCUCGGAGAGCAAAUGCAUGCUUCGCCAGGAAGUAGGUCGCUUCUUAUCGAUGGUCAUCGUAGCUUCGCUCAACGCCGAUUUCUCAAUUACAGCAGCCGCGCUAAGUCUGGAGAAGGCGCCCGAGAUCGGUACCGCGUUGAAAGAGCCCGUUUCCUGCGCAGCAUCGCUGUAUCCUUGUCGGACAGACGAAGGAGGACCGUACGAAUUCCGGGACUUUGCUUGGGCCCAUCCUCGGGGGCCCUGGGGCUCUUCAUGACGCGCAGGCCCGCGUGGUUUGCGCGCUAACUUAUCCAUUAAGCGGACGUUCCGCACCACGCUCCUUCAUUCUUCUUUCCGUCUCCCUGCAUGUCGAGCGCUAUUUUUAUUGUUCUUAUUCGCUACGAAGUCUUAUGAAGGCACUAUAAUAGUGCGAUUUGAUGACGAUAAGCUUCGAUAAUUCAUUUCCCUGG